AUGCCAACCUACCUCCUUGAAAUAGAUCUUUCCACCAAAGACACCUUCAAACACUUUACCCAAGUCAUCAAAGCUCUCUCCAACACUCCGCCUGAUUCCGACACCCAUUCUGAAUUAUCAGAAGCUGAUUCCGUAGGCCUUACGCAUGAUCCCGUGGACAGUGGACUUGUCGUCAUUCACUCCCACACCCUAGCAACCCUCACCAAGAUCCUAGAACCCCACCUCCCUUACUUCCCCAUCGCGCCAAAAAUUACUCAGACGUCUGAGAAAGGAGUCUAUGAUCCUGCUGGAUAUCCCGUACAGCAACUUUUGAUCCAUGUACCGCUGGAUUUUGAGUCUGAUGAUAAUGCUAAUGUCGAUGGGAAUGCGAAUGAAGAUGGUGGGGAAACAAAAAUCCAGAAAUUGAAGACAAUAUUUGAUGUAAAAUCAAUUCAACUUGAGCGAGAGGGGAAAGUAAGUGGGAUGCGACAGGGUGAAAUUGUUAUGCCUUCUUCAUCUCUAGUAUUCUCUUCAGAAAUGCAUUAUGAGGGUCGAAAAUGCAGGGUCUGGAGUAUUUGGCUUACGUGGGUGUCGGCAAAGGAAACUUAUCAUGAACAUGGUGAUGGGAAAGACGGGAAGGCUGGAGAGGAGAAAGAAAGUCUUGCAGGGCAGGUUGAUUGGAAGAAGAUGGGGGUGCUUGCAUGGGAGGAACGAAAUUGGAUGUUUACCAGUUUGAGAGAAUAUUUGGCGAAAGGUCAGAAAAGUUGUGUUGUCAUGUGA
Molecule: messenger RNA, 759 nt
Organism: Botrytis fragariae
Lineage: Eukaryota; Fungi; Ascomycota; Leotiomycetes; Helotiales; Sclerotiniaceae
Exons: 2
Coding region: 1-759 (252 amino acids)
Source: RefSeq, a predicted model, not a curated record